Molecule: messenger RNA, 3843 nt
Organism: Choloepus didactylus (southern two-toed sloth)
Lineage: Eukaryota; Metazoa; Chordata; Mammalia; Pilosa; Megalonychidae
Exons: 4
Coding region: 1-771 (256 amino acids)
Source: RefSeq, a predicted model, not a curated record
AUGGAGGGGUUCCCGCGUCGCGAGCAUCCUUCAGCUCCGCCCGACCAGCUCGGGGCUGCAAGAAAGGGGGUGCAGGGUACAGGAACGGCUGGAGCUGCACGGGAGGACUAUCUGUGGAAACGAUAUGACGAUUCCAGCUCCCGAAAUCGCUUCUCUGUUGGCGGUGAUGGGCGCUUUCUGGGGUCUCUGCGCAAUAUCGGCUCUCUGCGCUCUCCGGCCACAGCUCGACUCUGCGCCGCCCCGGGGAUGCAGUGGGGGAGGAUCCGCGCUUCUUCGGACGCCGGAGCCGGAGCGGGGCUUUCCCUCCGGCCAGACAGCGCCGUAGGGGACGCCGCGAAAAGAGCCGCAGCGCCCGCCUCCUCCGGCCCGCUGAGUGGAGAGCUCCGCCGGCUCGAGUCGGCCUUGCCUGGCUUUAAAACGCCAAGGAAGCUUCCUGGUUUCGGCACAGUCGCAAAGGCCAAAUCGGUCAAAGGAGUAGGACAAGGGGAAAGGGCCAGGUCAGAAACUUUACAAGGACUCGGGAAAUUAAUGUAUUUGGAAGCCAGCGAGGUGGUCUGUGCUAAGGUAGUAGUUCCGCACCAGGGUCUUGGAGCCAGAGAAAGAAAAAUCCGGGCUAAGAAAGCAAUCCUCCAUGGAUGGCUUUGUUCUGCGUUGGCCUGCACCGGCUGCAACAAAGGAGAGGAGCUAAAAGAGGAUGCGCCAAAGUGGCCGCGCCCUCGGCGCCUGGAGCUGUCCGCGGUGCUGACCACGGCCCUCUCAUUCUCUCUCUAAUUAAACCAGAAAAGCAAUAGGACCACCCACCCCCACCUAAAAGAAUAAUGGAAUAUUAGGUAAUUUGAGAAAUAUAAACUAAAAGGAGGGAAAGGCAGCAUACAGCGAAACCUAACAUUUUUGCCGAAAUAAUCCACUCUUUAGCUGUUGCCUCACUUGGCUGAUACUUUUCGGUCCUCACGUAGGAAGGAAGGCACGUAGUUACUGUAUGUAUAUUGGGAAAUUAUUUCACUUUAUUUGGGCAGAAAACAGGAUCUAAGCAUUGGGAAGGCAUUGCAAGGAGAAUGGGAAGAAUGAAGGAUCUACAUGUUUCUUCCCACAAUCAUCUUCCUUAAAACAUGGAGACAUAAGGUGCUCAGCUCCGGACCUUAACAGUGCUGGUGUGGUCACCAAAGGGCCCGAGACGGACUCAAAUGUGGGCCACGAGACUUACAGGAAGGGGGUGGGACGGGGCCCACUAGGUGAGAAAGGGCAGGAGCCCACCCAGCCUGCCCUCUCCCCCCGGGCUCACAGCAUGGUAGCCUCUUAACGCGGAUCAGAGAGCUGCGCUGUGCGGAAGGCUCAGGGGCGCGGGAGCCUGCUCCGCGCAUCCCCGCCGGCGGGAGGCACUGCAGGGCCAGGCCGUCUGAAACCCGCACUGCGGAAAAACUACCGCCGCAGCAUCCUCCUCAAGGUUUCGGCAACCGGAAAAAGACUGAUUGGUUUACUAAAUCCCAGGCAAAUAAAGAUUUGCUUUGGGAGUCGAGGAUAGGUCAGUACUGAUAUAGCCAUAGAAUCUUUGAAUCUCGCAACAUUGUUUCAUCAACCUAACUUAGAUACUGAAAGCGUUGGAAUAAUAAAUAAUAAAAUUUAAAAUGCCCUAACUAAAUCAUGAAUCAAAGUGACAAAGGAGAGAAAGAAAUGGGAAGUCAACCAAAUUCUUACUAGCCAGAGCUCUCAAGCAAAAAUUGCUACGCUGUUUGCCUGCGUAUGACUAUAAAUCCAUAAACACAAACGCUGUUAGAAUUAAGAACAGAUAAAAUAACCCACAUUGGGCAAUAGUUGCAAAACCAUCGAUUUUGAUCCAGAUGCAGAAAUGGAUCAUACACUGACAAUGAUCUGAAAGAGAAUUUUCAUCAAAUUCGUUCUUUUACACCUGCAUGUUGGAGAUAUAUCAAAUGACCCAGGAAAUAAAUCGACAAGGCGCAAUAUCCUCGACUGGAGGAGACCUCGCCCUCUCUCCCAGGGUGGAUUUUAUUUGACCUCGGACUUUAGAAUUCUGGGAGUUAGGUCUUCCACAUCUGGUUAUUAAUUAUGUUUACUUUUAAUUUUAAACAAUUUAGAAGGGGCUUAGGUAAAGCACAUUGGAAAGAAAGGGCUAUUCCAUAACAAAAGAAAGGGUUGAGCAAUAUUGCUCUUGCACCGAUUAAAGAAGUCAUGGAAACUGAAAUGGGUUAAAAGCAUUACACUUUAUCAUGGAGGCCUUGAUUUCAUUCCAGUUUUCAUCUCCUGCGGCCACACACCCUCACUCAUUUCACAAAGCAUCAAGGGCCCAUAGCUGCAAAACAGUCCUGCUUGAGUUGGUUAUAAUUCAUAUUAUGUAACAGAGACACACCUAAUCCCCUUCACCCUAAUCCUAUCUGUUUAGGACAGUCUGAACUCAUCCUUCAGAAAGCUUAAUCAGUUUAAAAAUUACUUUCUAAAUAGAAAUGGAACGUGUGAUAUGAAAGAGAGAAGGUAAAAUAAGGGAACACACAAGUUAGUAUUGUGGUUACCCUGAUUAAAUCGAGUGGUGAUCCAUUGGUAAUGUUUCUAGAUCUUUUAAGACUAUUUGUUUUCUAUUUCUUUGGAACAUAAUCAUCUGGUUUAAUGCCCCCCAGGCCAAUUUUCCUGCUAUGAAAUUUUACACUCAGCAGUUGGAGAAUUCCAGUGCGGGGUGCCGUGGGGGCCCUUUGACAAUCACAACUUUCAUUUAGUGGUCUGGAGUUAAAAGUUUCUCGGAAUAAUUUAGGAACAGCUUGACCCAUUGAGCUACUCAACGACAGCCCUCCUGGGAAACAGUGUGCUCUUUUCCUGGGAAGAAGAUGCUAGCUCACAGCCCCAGGGGUUACUCGGCGUCAGCAAUGCCAGAGCGCCCUCUUCUGUCCCAAGGAGGCAGGACACCAGUUAUAAAAGCCAGAUGGCCGAGUCACAAUAAGCUGAGGAAAACGCUAAACUCUUAGAAUCAUUUAAUCCGAGCAAUUUAAAAGCUCACAUCACAUUGUACUUUUUAAAUGGCCACAGGAUAUGUUUUGCUACUCCUUGGAUGAUUUACUUCUAUUCUGAAGGAUAGUGAAAAAUCAAUGCCUUGAAGUUUUCAGUCUGUCAAGUUAUUUCUGUAGUCAAGUUACAUUUCUACACCCCUACUCUCUCGAUUUUCAUAUGGAAAUACAAAAUAACAAAUCAGAGAGAAAAACCUUUGUGUUGAACUGGUGAGUAGAGAAUAUUUUUCCUAAUUUCUAACAUCUAAUAAAGGAGAAAUUUCUUAAUUAAAAUAAACAGGAGGCACAGUUAUGGAAUUCUUUUGUUUUGUUUUGAUUAACUCAGAUUUUUCUCAGACUUUAAGUGCUGGGAAUAAUAAAGUGAGUUAUGUCUGCAGAAGAAGUUGAAAAAUUUGCUUCACACUAACACAUACCCUAUUUUCAUUCUUGAAACCUUUCUAAUGAAUGUGUACCCAUACUCAGCUGACAAAGACUUCUUUAGAAAAGAAUGCACUCUCAGUAGAAGUGACCAGUUAUGUUAGCAGCAGGGACCAAAUCAUAAGAAGUGUUAUUUGCAUUACAAAUUAAUUUUUCAGCAUGGAACUAUCCUCAAAUGAAAUGGAGGAGAUUUUUUUUUAAGUUAAACACUAUUAUUUUUAUGUUUUACAGGGUUUAUGUUGAUUAAAAUAAAUGCAGAGCUCUAUUAAUGCAGGACUGUAAAUCUCAAAAUUACAGCCGAUAUCUAAGUACACAUACACAUCUUUGACAUGAAAAUGUAGAGUGUACAUUAGUGCUGAUAUAAUAAAAUGCUUCUAUUAAUUAAAUGGUUCUCAAAUAAAUCUUAAAAAACAAA